UCCACGUCAGAUGAGGAGGUGUGGCGACGAGCGUCACUGUAGCCACGUAAUCAGGGAAGCAGGAAGCGCUGCGCAAACCCUUCGCUUGCAGAAACAGCACUUAGUAAAGAAAAUGGCUGAGUUUGAGGAAGUCGCUCAGAAGUCGAAGCUGCACCCGAAGCCGGAGGGUCUGACGCUGCAGUAUGGCACUGCUGGAUUUCGCACGAAUGCCAAACAUCUGGACCACAUCAUGUUCCGCAUGGGACUUUUGGCAACUCUGAGGUCCAAAAAGACAAAAUCUACCAUUGGAGUCAUGGUCACUGCGUCCCAUAACCCUGAGGAGGAUAAUGGAGUGAAGUUAAUCGACCCGAUGGGUGAGAUGGUGGCUGCAGCAUGGGAGGAAUACGCCACACAGCUGGCCAACGCAGAGCAGGACCAUCUCCUCGCAGCGCUGAAGGACAUUAUAGAGAAAGAGGACAUCAGCAUGAGUGAAGCGGCCAGCGUUUACAUCGGCAGAGACACCAGACCCAGCAGUGCAGCUCUUUCUCAGGCUGUAUUGGACGGUGUUUCCAGUUUGGGAGGCAAAACUCAUGAUUAUGGUCUGGUCAGCACUCCGCAGCUCCAUUAUAUGGUGUGCUGCUGCAACACAAAGGGCCGCUAUGGCAGUGCCACCCUUGAGGGUUAUUACCAAAAACUCUCCCAGGCUUUCCUUCAACUCACCCACAAUGUCCCAAAUCGCACAGAUGACCAGAAGAGGCUUCUGCUGGACGGAGCGAACGGCAUCGGUGCAUUGAAGAUGAAGGAGCUGGAGCCGUUCAUUCGCUCUGAACUGCAGGUUGUGCUUUCUAAUGACGGCAGCAGUGGAAAACUCAACCACUUGUGUGGAGCAGAUUAUGUCAAAGUCCAGCAGAAAGCUCCCCAAGGUGUGAGUAUGGGAGUAGGUGAACGCUGCUGUUCAUUUGAUGGUGAUGCCGAUCGCAUUGUUUACUAUUACACCGACUCCAAAAACUGCUUCCAUCUUCUGGACGGCGACAAAAUUGCUACUCUUAUCAGCACUUUCCUCAAAGAGCUGCUCACACAGGCAGGGCUGAACUUACAGGUUGCUGUUGUUCAGACAGCGUAUGCUAACGGGAGCUCGACUCGCUAUUUGGAGGACGUUAUGAAGGUGGCAGUGUGUUGUACUAAAACAGGAGUGAAGCACCUUCAUCAUGCCGCACAGGAAUAUGAUAUUGGAGUCUACUUUGAAGCCAAUGGACAUGGAACUGUUUUGUUCAGCAAAGCAGCACAGAAACAGAUUGUGGAGCUGGUGAAAGACUCCAACGUAAACGAUGAGAGAAAACAUGCUGCAAAACUCCUGGAGAACACCGUCAAUCUGAUCAACCAGACGGUGGGAGAUGCCAUCUCAGAUAUGCUAGUGAUCGAAGCAGUUUUAGCCAUCAGAGGGAUGUCUGUGCAGGACUGGGAUGAGAUUUACACUGAUCUGCCCAACCGCCAGCUUAAAGUCACGGUGUCGGACCGGCGUGUCAUUAAUACAACAGAUGCAGAGAGAAGGGCCGUGACUCCAGAGGGUCUGCAGGACGCCAUCGACUCGCUAGUGAAGAAAUACAAAAACGCUCGGUCCUUCGUUAGACCAUCAGGAACUGAGGAUGUGGUCCGAGUCUACGCCGAGGCCGACACACAGGAAGGUGCUGAUCGUCUGGCUCAUGAGGUCAGCUUGGCUGUUCAUCGUCUUGCUGGAGGAGUCGGAGAUGAGCCUAAACCUUUACAUUAAUCAAACAUGCAUACAUUACUUCAGAAUUCAUCAAUUGAAACGUCCUGGCAGCGUCAUAUAUCAUGUCAAGUACAGAGAAUGUACAUUAAACUAGUUUGUGUGGCACAGACUAAUUUUUGGGAUGUUUUGGGAAGGGGUAAAUGUUUAUCAUUUACUCUUUGUACUGUACGAAUGGACAAUGUUUAUUAUUGGGAGUGUUUAAUUAUUUGGAAAUGUCUAAACAUGAUCUAUGUGAACUUUUGUAUGCAAUAGAUUUAUAAUUAUUAUUUACAGUCUUAAUAAUUGAAGAAGAAAUAAGAAAUGUUCAUGUGAAUGUAACGGUUUUGGGAAGAAAUCUAAUCAUGGUGAUAUUUAUAUGACCAAAAAUAUAAGUUCUACUAAGCAAAAACUGGAAUUAUGGGAUCUUUUAUUAUACAUUAGAAUAGCUGUAAUCAUUACUCUAGUCAUCAGUGUCCUCAUAAAUCUUUUAAAUAUCCUGAUCAGCUGCUCAAGACUGCUCAAAUAAUAUCAAAAGUUGUUUUAUUAUCAGUGCUGAAAUCACUUCAUGAAAACAAUCAUGAUUUUUUUAUUAUGAUUUUUUAAAAAAUCAGGAUUAUUUACUUAUCUGAAAGUUUAAUUGUUUAUUUGACAAACGUUUAUUUGGCAAAGGUGUUUCGAUGUAUCAAUAUAUAACAUUUGACACAUAAUUAUCAAUAUGUCUUUGUUGUUUUCUUUGUUUCCACCACUUUUGGUCAAUUUUAAUACCUCCGUGCUAAAAACAAAACAUUAAUUUCUAUUAAAAUACUUUCUCUAAAAAGAAUAAAGUCUCACUGAUAUUUAAACCGUAGUGAAUGUGCAAUCAACACGAGGCAGCUUCUCAAUAAAAGCCUUAUUUUAAUAGAUGAAGUUAGAAGACUAAGACCUAAUGUAAAACAUACAGGAUUCCUCAGAAAACCAUGUGAUUUAUAUACUGAUGUUUCUCUGAUUAAACUUGCUAAUGGAGUUUUAUAAAAUAAAUAUUUUUUGAUUU
Danio rerio (zebrafish) is the source of this 2759-nucleotide messenger RNA. The record is from RefSeq and is a predicted model, not a curated record. NCBI's taxonomy places the organism in Eukaryota, Metazoa, Chordata, Actinopteri, Cypriniformes, Danionidae.